This is a messenger RNA of Frieseomelitta varia, 3212 nucleotides long. RefSeq names its product F-box/SPRY domain-containing protein 1 (gene Fsn). Gene Ontology annotation, biological process: synapse assembly involved in innervation; proteasome-mediated ubiquitin-dependent protein catabolic process. Gene Ontology annotation, molecular function: protein binding. The transcript has 4 exons. Lineage: Eukaryota; Metazoa; Arthropoda; Insecta; Hymenoptera; Apidae. Gene Ontology annotation, cellular component: synapse; SCF ubiquitin ligase complex. The coding region runs from base 62 to 832 and encodes 256 amino acids. The record is from RefSeq and is a predicted model, not a curated record.
ACGCCGCACGGCGUUCUUGCGCGUGUAUGUUUUGCUCGUUUACUCGAUCAGAACCGGCAAAAUGGACGAUAUAGCGCUCCGAGUGUCUGAUCAUGUUUUAGAAGUGAUAUUUUCCUAUUUAGACUUGCAAACGUUGAGAAACUGUUCGCUGGUGUGCAAACGAUGGAACCGUUUCCUAAACGAUGAGAAUAAUGAAGCGUGGAGGAUGCACUGCAUCAGAAAGUUGGCUCAGGAGGCGCUUAGUUCUGAUUUAUUGUCGUCGGUGCCUACUUACAAAUCGAAGCUCCGUGCGUUUUACCACGCGUGGAAUCCUAAUGACUGCUCCCGUAACAUUUACAUUAGGCCCAAUGGAUUUACCAUGCACAGUUAUAGGAAUCCAGUUGCUCAGAGCACAGAUGCCUGUAGAGGUAAAAUUGGCUUUCGGCAUGGACGUCAUGCUUGGGAAGUCAUUUGGGAAGGACCUUUGGGAACGGUAGCAGUAAUAGGCAUUGCUACAAAAGAAGCACCUCUUUUGUGUCAUGGAUAUGUAGCAUUAGUUGGCUCUGACGAACAUUCAUGGGGAUGGAAUCUAGUAGAUAAUCACCUGUUACACAAUGGAAAUGUACAAGGGAAUUAUCCCUUGCUUAAUAAUGCUCCAAAAUACCAGGUUGGGGAAAGAAUUAGAGUAAUAUUAGAUUGUGAUGAUAACACGUUAUCUUUUGAAAGAAAUUAUGAAUUUUUGGGAGUGGCAUUUAGAGGGUUGCCAGACAAAAGACUAUACCCGUCUGUAUCUGCCGUAUAUGGGAAUACAGAGGUAUCUAUGGUGUACUUAGGACCACCUCUAGAUGGCUAACACUUUACUUCUGGUAGAUCCCCUGAGGCUUGAUCAAGGCUGUAUGUUGAAGUCUGGAUGAGUGCAAAUUUUUUGCAUCAAAACGUCUACUAUGAAGUAGAAUAAGCACACGAAUGAACUGAUACAUUUUAAGAGAGAUGUGUGCCUGUUCAUUCAGUCAAUAACAUUGUAAAUAGUAUUAGCAUUCCAUUUCAAUCGAUAAAUCCAUGGUAGUGCUUUAUACAAUGCUAACAGUUACUCGACAAGCAACAUCCAUGAAUUACACUCGAGAUCAUAUGUUCGCUAAUAACUAGCGAUCUGUAUACAUUUGAUAAUGAAAUUUCUCGUUUCAUUUUCACGAUUGAAAGUACUUUUACACGAGAAAGUUGAGUGACGUAUCACUGAUUUCGAAAUAAACAUGUAAAAAAUAUUCUUGAAUUAGGAAAAGAAGUUCCUCUGCGAAGAAGAUAUAAACGUUCUUCUAUAAGCGGAAAUGAAUCGGAAUUAUUUUGAAAUUUCAAGUUCUUUUUAAAUCAUGUAGAUUAAAACUUUUUAGUUGAUAUUUAUGCACAUAGAAAUAAGUAUUAUUCUUUACUCUUCCAUGCAGUAUUAAUAUUCGAGUCGUUGUAAAAAUAUAUGCUUUAUAUGAAUCAUAAAAUCUACUCAUAUGCCAAAUAAAUGGCAAAUUCUUACUUGUUUAUGAAAUAGUCACAUACUGUGGUAAUUAGCUUAUUUCUUACCACUAUUUACAAAGUCUACCAUUUAACAUUACAUUUGUUAUUUUUGUCAUUUUUAUGACUUAUGCAUAAUUUUGUAGGAAUUAUGAAAGAAACAGCUGUGAUUCAUUUAUAUUUUAUUAGCAUAUCUGUUUUUUCAAUGAUGUCUGCACAGGCGUUUUACUUAUUUAUUUAUGGCUGUUGAAGCGCGUUGCGUAUGGCUUACAAGACAUUUCACAUUUAAUAGAUUAAAUACUAAGGUCCUUUCUUACAAAAAUUUAUGCGCUUCAGUUUUUUUUUUUUAUUAUAUAUAGAUAUUUAUACAUAUUUUAAAUUAAUAUUUAUUUCCUAAUGGUAAGAAGAGACCUUUUUCUUUUUAACACUGAUAGAACUCAAGCAGCGAAAUCGUCAAACAAAUCGAAGACAACUUCGUAAUUACAGUAUACAGGGUGUUCCACUUAAAGUGUUCAUAGCUGCUUUAUUUUUCAAUGUAUAAAGCAAUGUCGUAAAUUGUAAAAUAUCAAAUUCCGAUCGAUUUGUAUGAUAAUUAAUAAUUUUCCUUUUUAAGUAGAGCGACGUUAGAAAAUGAAACUAGUACCUGUGGAAUUCAUCUAUGUAAUAUCAUAGUCGAACUGAUUUUUUUUUUUUUUUUUUGUUUUUUACGAAAAUUUUGCGUUACGGUAUACUGUGUGUAAUAUAGCUUUGUGUGUAAAGUUCCAUAGUCGUGAAAUCAUCAUGUAUUCAUAUUCACGGUGUGAAAUUCAAUGAUCACUAUUGUGAUUGAUGCACAACAGGUUUUAUUUAAUUAAUGUAAUCAACACUUCGAUUCGCUUACGCAUUUAGUCUGGGAAAAUCAUGUGUCGACUAUGUGUGAAAGUUGUAUAUCGUGCUUUGUGAAAUGUAUUUGUAGAUAGUAAUUAAUCACCGGCGUCGGCGAUCGACGCUGCAACGUCAAGAGAUAUUUCAUAAAUCACGAGAAUGGUUUUUUAAUGUAUAUAUUUAUUAUCGUCAUUAUGUUUGUUACGUGUAGCUUCAAUGAAAUUAGGUUUUUCUAAACUUUUGUACAGAAUCGUGUACAUAUAAUAGCGAUCAUGAGAUGUAUGAGGGGGAAAUAAACCUUAUUUCGUAUAUAUCCAAUGGUUUCAUUCGCAUAAAUAGCAAACAUUACGAGUCAUGGACUGAUUUAGAACUAAUACCUCUCUUCCGAUCGAUGAUCGAUAUACAGUUGAGUCUCCAUGGGAAAAAAGCAUAUUUCUCGUUUUAGAAAAUGCGAAACGUAAUAUAAGUUACUUCGAUAAUACGAACUACCAAUAUUACACGUGGAGUAUAGUGGUGCCUUAUUACAAUUCUUUCGAUGUAAUCUCGAUGUGAUUACAAUAAUACAAUGAUAGUAUUAAGAAGUCCAAUUUUAAUCGACAUGAACCAGUUGAAACGAUUCGAACCAUCGAUGAGAAAAGAAACCAAAGUACAUCGUUUUGUAAAUACACGUGUUACACGCGCAUCAUGUAACCAUAUUCGCGAAACUAUUCUGUACAAACGUUUAGAGGAAGUGUGAAUUAGUCGUGAUACGAUUAAGCUUGGAACACCGGUAUACUUGCGCGUAUAUCAGAAGUGUGAGAGUUUUAAAUAAAAAGAAGAAAAAAAAGAAUGUACAUCGCUCUGUAAAUAAAUUAUUUUAUUUUAAU